GUAAUUUCGGUUUUUUAGUGUGAAAUAAAACUCAAUUUUUUCUAUACAAAAAAUGAACUUUAAUCGGUCAAAUAUUUUCUAUCCUGUUCGAUGAGCUUUUUCCAUCUUUUUGGUAGCUUCAUGAUUCCGCGCUUAUAGAACUGCUGGUCCUUAUCAGCAAAAAACUCAACCAAGUGAGAUUUGAGAUCAUCGUUGUUGUUUUGCGGAUUGUAAUAUUGAUGUAUAUUGUCUUGUAUUUCUGAUAAUUCGUUUCCUAGCUUUGUCAAUUCUUCAGAAUGUUUUAUAACCUUUCUGUUUUUUAAGUGGGAUAUUUUAUUAUUAUUUAUUGUCCUAGUCUCGUUGACUGCAGGAAGGGUUAAAUUAAACUUCGGCGCGUAAAUUUGAAUUACUCGUGUCUCAAUGCGCUCUUGUGUUUGUAAGGUGACGCUACUUAUUGUAAAUGUACACGGUACGUGUGUCUGAAUUAGACUUAUUUUUGAGAUUUUAGUCACGUAAUCCGUUCGAUUUUUACAACGUGCCUCUAUUGUUUGUUCCUCGUGUGUUGCGACUAAUCACGCAUUGGUAUUUUCUAAAGCUAUUAUGAUAGGGUGGGUUUAGCUCGUUUUUAUCUAACACUAGGUAAGUGUGCUCUGCAGUUUCUUCUUUGCAAUUUAUAUAUGGACCGUGACUUCAGUCUGUGUCACGAUGUCGAAUCGAUCAAAUUUGAUAGGAAUUAUCGUCGAAGUCGACGCUUGGGCUGGACGUCGCCGAGUGACCAUUUUUUGGGCCCUCGAUCUGGAGGUGCGGCCAAUUACACCGAGGCUGGCGGUGUUGAGGUGACCCCGAAACCUCUCUAUCUUCGUUCCGAGUACUCCACCCGGUUCACCGUCGCAGUCCUCAGACUGAUGCAGGUUUAUUGUCAAUCUUUCAAAACAAUCCCACCGUUGCCACCAAUUUGUUGCGGGAUCGGAAACGAAGCAGUGGUGAAGGAGGUAUUUUAAUAAAACUUUUAUUUUGGAAAGGAGUCUUACUGACUUAAUCCUUUGUUAGCGUGUUACAAAAUGUAGUCUUAGAUAUAGAAACGUCUGGUUCGGUCGGCCGGUGGACUGGUUCUCUCUUCCUUCGGUGACGGCAGUCGAUUUAUAGACUCGUCGCCCAAGGAAUCUUGCAAAUUUAGCGGAAACAUCACGCCACUUGCGAUCUUCGUUCAUGCAGACCAUGCAUUCUUUGCCAAUUGCCUUUUUUGGACUCCCGCUGUGUGAUCAUUUUUGCACUCCGUGUUAAAAUUGACCAUAAACCAACAGUUGUAAAAAUUACACGGAAUUUAUUUCUAUAGUAACAUAAGAGUGUUAACUACCAAAUCUGAAAAGAAAAUAAUUAUAACAUUGACAGAACAAUAACGACACAAACAUAACGCUAUCUAUUAGCACAAACCGAAAUUACUUUCUUGCCAACCCAAUAUAUGUUGAGUAGGAAAUUACAACUAAGAUAUACGUUAUAUGUAAUAUUGUGUUUGCUGGGUUUCGAACAUUUUGUCCGCUUCCAAACUGUAGUUUCGAUAGAAACUGUUUUACUUCUAAAGCCCGUAUCAGGCUACGGAUUGGGAUUGAGUAUUGGAUUGAAAUUUAUUCAAUCAGAGCUAAGUUUACUAUAUUUGAGAUUAUUUUUUAAUUGGUCAUAUUUCGAUCCAAUUCCAAUCUACAGUCUA
Harpegnathos saltator (Jerdon's jumping ant) is the source of this 1687-nucleotide messenger RNA. RefSeq lists its product as uncharacterized. Bases 657 to 980 code for a protein of 107 amino acids. The transcript has 3 exons. NCBI's taxonomy places the organism in Eukaryota, Metazoa, Arthropoda, Insecta, Hymenoptera, Formicidae. The record is from RefSeq and is a predicted model, not a curated record.